AUGGAGGAGAGGCGGAGAGGAAUGGAGAGGAAGGUGGAGCGGGAGGGAGACAAGAGGAAUGAGGAGGUGAGGACGGAGGCGCAGAUUUUUCAGAAGGAGGAAGAGACAGGAACGCGGAAAGAAGAGAGAGGAGCGAAGGAUGACAGGGAGGACAGAGAGGAAGAGAACAGGAGGCAUAGGUCGGACGGGAAGGAAGAGGUGGAGGUAGAUCGGAAGCAGGAAAGGAGGAGGCUGGAGCGGAAGGGAGGAAAGAAAGAUGAAGUGGAGGAAAGAGUGCAGGCAGAAGAGGACGGGGGAAGGAGGAAUGACAAGAGGGGAGGGAAGAUUGAGAGUACGGAAGAGAGGAGAGUGAAGUGGCAAGUAGGAAAGUCGGCGAGGAAGUGGGAGGGAGAGAGUUCAGAAGAGGAAAGUUGUAGGAAAGAAUGGUGGGAGCUGGUGGCCGAGAAAGAGGAGAAAAAGAAGGAGAGGAGUGAAGAUGGGAAGAAGGAGAGAGAGAAGAAGAGAGAAGAGAGGAAGGAAGAAGAGGACAGGUUACCAGAUUGGCAGCAAAAAUCGAACAGAUUCUGCCGGCAUAACUUAGUGGCAGAUUGGUGGCAGAAAUUGAACAGGAUCUGUGCGAUGCAAUUUGACAACAGAUUGUCGGCAAAAAUCGAACAGGAUCUGCGCAUACAAUCUCUGAUAGCAGAUUGA
Camponotus floridanus (Florida carpenter ant) is the source of this 690-nucleotide messenger RNA. RefSeq names its product vicilin-like seed storage protein At2g18540. Lineage: Eukaryota; Metazoa; Arthropoda; Insecta; Hymenoptera; Formicidae. The transcript is spliced from 2 exons. The record is from RefSeq and is a predicted model, not a curated record. The coding region runs from base 1 to 690 and encodes 229 amino acids.